This is a messenger RNA of Rotaria sordida, 1179 nucleotides long. Lineage: Eukaryota; Metazoa; Rotifera; Eurotatoria; Philodinida; Philodinidae. The record is from the annotation of a GenBank genome assembly.
AUGAAUUUAUUGAACAUCGUUAAACAUCUUCUUGAUUUGGCUCAAACUGGAUUUGGAUAUGGAAAUUCUGCAAUGACUACUGAUGAAAUUUUUAUUGCAGAACGAUUAUUCGAAGUUUUGAAGUCAUUUAAAGAUAGCUACUUCAGUGAGCUGUACAGUUAUGAUUCGCUCGAAUUCGAAGAUGAAUAUGAUGAAACGGCUGAAGAAGAAGAAGACAGCAAUGAUGAAACAACUGAAGAAGAAGACAGCAGUGAUGAAACGAUUGUUGAAGCAAAGAGCGACGAUGAAAUGGAUGAUCACAAUGAAAAUGAACAUUCUGAUCUGAGAAAUCGUUUUACAUUAGAUGAAAUGGAAAAAAUAAUCGAAUGGGUCGAUCAACAUCCAAAUGCUAGAUUUGCAACUAUUUCCCAUCAUGCCCAAAAUUGGAUUGAAAGUAAAAGAACUAUAAUAUCAAAGUAUACUAAUCAUCAAAUUUUAAACAGUGAUCACUGUUCAUUUCAACAAGAAUAUGUCUCACCAAGAACUCUUUCUUUUAGUGGUGAACGAACAACAGAAGUGGUUGUUAAAAAGAAACAUCACUUAACACACUCUUAUACAGUACAGCCUGCCACAUCAGCUGAUGGCCGUUUAUUAGGUAAAUUCUUUCUCAUCCUUCAAGAGAAAGGAAAUGAAUUCGGUAAAAGAGUGCAAAAAGAUUUAAUUGUACCACCAAAUGUUGUAGUAAGAGCUUCAAAAUCAGGAAAAAGCAGUGGUGAAAAACAUCACACUUUUUUAAAUGAAGUUCUGCGUCCUUUGGUUGGUAAUAAAUUUCUUCUUUUUCUUGAUUCUUGGAAAACUCAAACUGAUCUAACAAAAUUUAGAGCAGUAUUUCCUAAUCAAGACAGUCAAUUAUUGAUUUUUCCUAAAGGAUCAACCGAUUAUAUUCAACCACAAGAUCUUUCUUUAUUUCGCUCAUGGCGAUUUAUUCAUGAAAAAAUUGAGCAUUAUGUUCAUAUCAAUCAAACAGAAAUGACUAUAAGUGAUCGUCAAUAUUUCAUCAACAUUCAUUCUAUUAUUCACAAUCAAUUAUCAGCUCCACAAUUUAAAAAUCUCAUUAAGAAUGGAUUUAUACAAGCUCGAAUAACAAAUGAAAGAAUUGGACAAAUUGAAAAACCAAAAGACGUGUGCUUCAAAUUUUAA